Abrus precatorius (Indian licorice) is the source of this 989-nucleotide messenger RNA. RefSeq names its product protein ABIL2-like. The record is from RefSeq and is a predicted model, not a curated record. The transcript is spliced from 9 exons. Bases 1 to 969 code for a protein of 322 amino acids. Lineage: Eukaryota; Viridiplantae; Streptophyta; Magnoliopsida; Fabales; Fabaceae.
AUGGGGAAGAUAGCAACGGAGCCUUUAUCUCGAGAGCCUUCCAAUUAUGAUGAGGUUUACAUGCAGCAGAGCUUGCUCUUUGAUGAUAGUCUAAAGGAUUUGAAAAAUCUGAGAACACAAUUAUACUCAGCAGCUGAAUAUUUUGAACUCUCAUACAACAAUGAUGACCAAAAACAGAUAGUGGUUGAAACAUUGAAGGAUUAUGCCAUUAAAGCUCUAAUUAAUACGGUCGACCACUUAGGUUCUGUGACUUAUAAGGUGAAUGACUUGUUAGAUGAGAAGAUUGUUGAAGCUUCUGAAGCAGAGCUACGCUUAUCAUGUAUUGAACAGAGAAUAAGGACGUGCCAAGCAUUCAUGGAUCAUGAAGGGCGUACUCAGCAGUCAUUGGUGAUUGGUACUCCAAAAUAUCAUAAGCGUUAUAUUUUGCCAGUUGGGGAGACCAUGAGAGGGACGAGCUUCACAAAAUCAAAAUAUAUGGGAUGCAGCCUAGAUGAUGAAGAUGACUGGCAUCACUUCAGAAAUGCUGUUCGAGCUACAAUUCGAGAAACGCCAACAUCUACAGUAAGUAAAGGGCGUUCCCCAUCACCCUCUGUACAACCUCAGAGACCUGGGGCUUUUUCAUUCACUUCAACCAUGCCAAAGAAAGAUUUAGAGAAACGGACAGUUUCACCAUACAGAUUUCCACUUUUACGUACUGGAUCUCUGUCAAGUAGGCCUACAACACCAAAGACUAGUAGGCCAACUACUCCAAACUCAAUGAGGAGACCAACCACACCAGGUCCUUCUGAUGAAAGAUUAAGGUACCCUUCAGAGCCGCGCAAAUCAGCUUCAAUGAGAUUACCUGUUGAGAGAGACAUCAAAGAUAUAGAACAACACCCCAGUAAAAGUAAACGUCUCCUGAAGGCAUUACUUAGCAAGCGCAAGUCUAAGAAGGAUGAAAUGCUAUACACUUACUUAGACGAAUAUUGAUCAUAGUUUGAUACAAACAG